Messenger RNA from Radiomyces spectabilis, 1540 nucleotides. Its product is annotated as peptidase M24, structural domain-containing protein. The record is from RefSeq and is a predicted model, not a curated record. The coding region runs from base 59 to 1444 and encodes 461 amino acids. Gene Ontology annotation, molecular function: metalloaminopeptidase activity. The transcript is spliced from 5 exons. Gene Ontology annotation, biological process: proteolysis. NCBI's taxonomy places the organism in Eukaryota, Fungi, Mucoromycota, Mucoromycetes, Mucorales, Radiomycetaceae.
UUUUUUUUUUUUUCACUCCCUGCAAAUUUUUUUUUCUGGUCAAUCUCCUUAUUCAGCCAUGACAGACAUUGAAGAAAAGGUGAAAACAACUGCCGAAGAAUUGAACCAAGUUUCGCUGGACAACGACAACAUUCCCGAGACGGACGGGGCUGCCGCGGCCAAGAAGAAGAAAAAGAAAAAUAAAAAGAAGAAAUCAGCUGCUGCAGCUGAAUCUGGUGACUCGGUGCCAGCUGAAGAAAAUGACGAGGAAGCUGCCGACGAUGCAGGCAACGAAGAGACGGCAGGAACAGAAGGGGGAGAAUCAGCUGCUAAGAAGAAGAAGAAUAAGAAGAAGAAGAAAGCACCCAAGACGCAGACUGAACCGCCCACUGUCGGGCUUAGCAAACUCUUCCGCGACAAUGUUUAUCCCGAGGGCGAAACGCAUGAAUACAGGGAUGAUAACUUGUGGAGAACCACGAGCGAGGAAAAGCGUGCAGCUGAGCGAUUGCAAUUUGAUGAUUACAACGAUCUGCGUCGAGCGGCUGAAGUGCAUCGUCAAGUCCGUGCUUAUGCUCAGAAAGCCAUCAAGCCUGGCAUGACCAUGAUUGAGAUUUCAGAGCUGAUCGAGAAUGGUACCCGUGCGCUCGUGGAAGAGACCGGUUUGGAAUCGGGUAUUGGUUUCCCAACAGGUUGUUCUUUGAACCACUGUGCUGCGCAUUAUACCCCUAAUGCUGGCGAUAAGACGGUGCUGACGUACGAUGAUGUGAUGAAGAUCGAUUUUGGUACUCAUGUGAAGGGUCGUAUCAUUGAUUCGGCUUUUACGAUGCAUUUCAAUCCCAAGUUCGAUCCUCUCGUCGAAGCGGCCCGCGAAGCUACUUAUGCUGGUAUCAAGGAAGCUGGUAUCGAUGUUCGAUUAUGUGAUAUUGGUGCUGCUGUUCACGAAGUGUAUGAUUCAUGCGAAAUCGAGCUGGACGGCAAGACACAUCAGAUCAAACCUAUUCGCAAUUUGAACGGUCACACCAUCGAGCCUUACCGCAUCCAUGCUGGCAAAUCGGUCCCCAUUGUACGAGAUUCCGGGGAUGAGACCAAAUUGGAAGAGGGCGAGCAAGUCGCCAUUGAAACGUUCUGUUCUACCGGACGUGGCUAUGUCAUCGAAGAAGGCGAAUGUUCCCAUUAUGCCAAGUCCGCUGACAGUGGUUUUGUGCCUUUGCGAUUACCGAAAGCCAAGUCAUUGCUCGCGACCAUCAACAAGCAUUUUGGUACCUUGCCCUUCUGUCGACGUUAUUUGGAUCGCAUUGGCGAAGAAAAAUAUAUGUUGGGCUUGAACAACUUGGUUCGUAGCGGUGUGGUGACAGCUUACCCUCCAUUAUGUGAUAUCAAAGGCAGUUAUACAGCUCAAUUGGAACACACCAUCUUGCUUAGACCUACUUGUAAAGAGAUUGUGUCCAAGGGUGACGAUUAUUAGUAAACUUUUUUAAAUAUCUGUCAAUAGCUUCUUUUGUUUUCACUCUCCCUCUUUUUGAAACAAUAAAUUACAAACAAUGCAUCCAUUUCAUAUCCU